AUGGAGAAGGCUGAUUUCAAUGGCAAUUGCCCUAUCAUAGACCCCGAAUCGCUCACUUUGUGGAUGGCUUCCUCCGAAGUUGACCAGAAGGCCUUGGGCAACUUCGCGGCCAUGACCAGCCUCGAAAGCCCAUUCCUUUCCGCCGUACUGUACAAAAUGCUGGGGCUUUCAGUGAUGCUCUCGAAAAAGCUUCUUCGUGCACGACGGCUACGACGACUAGAUCCCACCCGUGAAACCAAGUCACUUCAGCUGUACCAUCACAUCAUAUGGCUCUCCCGCGAGGGCCUACUAAUGCUUGAGGGAUUCGUCUUCCCCCUCAUCGAUAAAUACAUGGAAUUGAAGAUUCUGGCCUACAAACUCAGGGCCUCGUUCUACCACGUAUUCGUCUUAUUUCACAACCAACCGGCCGUUCAUUCUCCGGGGAUCGCUAGCAGCCGGAGCGACGUCACCGCGCCUAAUGGAACUGCUGAUGCAGCAUCACCGACGAAGGAGCUCAGCUCGAGGUUUUCGUUUAAAUCGAAACCAGAAAACUUAACCGUCCCCAACACCCCGACUUCUGCGGCGGGGAAUGCGCCUCGGGGAAAAUUGACGCAGGUACCCCCUGGGCUCGCACCUGUCCUACCUCCCCCGUCAACAUCCUCAUUCCUGCUGCCCGUUCUCGAUUACACUCCCACUGCGACUGCAUGUUUUAACCAAGCUUCCGUUCUGGCCGAACGGUUUCUUCCCGGAUCCCACCCGCUGCGUCUAUCCAUCAAACUCGAAUACGCCGCCUAUUUGUACGACUGCCUUCAUGAUUCGAAUGCGUGCCGACGACUCGCCAAACAGGCCAUUGCCGAUGUAUAUAAUGCACAGGAGGGAAUGGACGAUGAAAGUUUCGAGGAUGCCGCGGAGAUCGUAGGAAUUCUGGGCAAGAUGGUCAAACGGGGCGGCAAAACCAGCAGCGCCGGCAGCAGCACUACGCCGUCGGGGACGCUCCGGGCGGAAAGUUCGAGGAGCGGCGACAGUCGAACGCCACCCAUCAAGAAGGCGGAUUCCAAAAAGACCGAGCGACAGAAGAAGAGUGGUCAAUUGCCCCCUGCCAUGCCCAAUCCGACCAUGAUGAAUCCCAUAUGA
Messenger RNA from Aspergillus melleus, 1113 nucleotides. It is a transcript of the gene erg27, whose product is annotated as protein erg27. The record is from RefSeq and is a predicted model, not a curated record. The transcript has a single exon. Gene Ontology annotation, biological process: signal transduction. NCBI's taxonomy places the organism in Eukaryota, Fungi, Ascomycota, Eurotiomycetes, Eurotiales, Aspergillaceae. Bases 1 to 1113 code for a protein of 370 amino acids. Gene Ontology annotation, cellular component: cytoplasm.